CAACAAACCAGCCAUACCACAAACCGCCAGGCCUUUCGUUGUUACCGUUCUGCAAGCUAUUUGACCCCAAGAUAGCCCUUUCCUUCUUCGUGGGACCCUUCCCCCAGUAUUGCAGGUUGAAUUCCUCAGGAUUCUGUUUCUGGGCCCCAGGCCUAAACCGCAGGCAGGAUGCAGGCGCCUGUGGUGGUUAUGAACACGGCGAACGGCGAAAGACAAGUUGGGCGAAAAGCGCAAAUAUCCAACAUUACCGCGGCGAAAACGGUGGCGGAUAUCAUCAGAUCAUGUCUCGGGCCCAAAGCAAUGCUCAAGAUGCUGCUCGAUCCCAUGGGCGGCAUCGUCCUCACGAACGACGGCCACGCCAUCCUCCGAGAGAUCGAGGUCGCACACCCUGCGGCAAAGAGCAUGAUCGAGUUGAGUCGGACGCAGGAUGAGGAGGUCGGUGACGGUACAACGACGGUGAUCAUAUUAGCUGGCGAGAUCCUCGCGCAAGCGCUGCCGCAACUCGAACGAAAUAUCCAUCCCGUGGUAAUUAUCCAAGCCUUCAAAAAGGCUCUGUCGGACGCGCUGGCAAUUGUCGAAGAGAUCUCCAUCCCCGUCGACACCUCGAGCGACAAGGCUAUGAUCUCACUCAUUGAAUCUUCCAUCGGCACCAAGACCAUCUCUCGAUACUCGGAGCUCAUGUGCUCGCUUGCCCUGAACGCCGUGCGGACUGUUUCUCAGGACCAGACUUCUAUCUCGAAUGCACCCCAGGCGAACGGUACCGCGAAGUCCCCCCCUGCGCCGGCGCCCGCGAGACCUGUCGAAAUAGAUAUCAAGCGAUACGCACGAGUUGAAAAGAUCCCCGGUGGAGAGAUCGAGGACUCGCGAGUGUUGGACGGAGUCAUGUUGAACAAGGACAUUACACACGCCUCGAUGCGCAGACGGAUAGAGAACCCCCGGAUCGUGCUGUUGGACUGCCCGCUUGAGUACAAAAAGGGCGAGUCGCAGACCAACAUCGAGAUCACGGACGAAGACUCGUGGAACAAGAUUCUACAGAUCGAGGAGGAACAGGUCAAGAAGAUGUGUGACGCGGUGCUGGCGGUCAAGCCGGAUCUGGUCAUUACCGAGAAGGGCGUGUCUGACCUGGCACAACAUUACUUCCAGAAGGCCAAUGUCACGGCACUGCGGAGAGUGCGGAAGACGGACAACAACCGCAUUGCCCGCGCCGUGGGUGCCACCAUUGUGAAUCGGGUUGACGACCUUGUGGAGGCCGACGUGGGCACGGGCUGCGGCCUGUUUGAGAUUGAAAAGAUUGGCGACGAAUAUUUCACGUUCCUCACCAAGUGCAAAAACCCCAAGGCUUGCACGAUCUUGCUUCGGGGACCUUCCAAGGACAUUCUCAACGAGAUUGAACGAAAUCUCCAAGACGCCAUGUCCGUGGCCCGCAACGUCAUGUUCCACCCGCGCCUCUCGCCCGGCGGCGGCGCCACCGAGAUGGCCGUCUCCGUGCGGCUGGCACAGAAGUCCAAGUCCAUCGAAGGCGUGAUGCAGUGGCCGUACCGCGCCAUCGCAGACGCCAUGGAAGUCAUCCCCCGCACACUCAUCCAGAACGCCGGCGCGAGCCCCAUCCGAAUCCUGACCCAGCUCCGCGCGAAGCAGGCCGAGGGCAAGUCGACUUUCGGGGUCGAUGGCGAUACGGGGAACGUGGUGGAUAUGAAGGAAUACGGUGUGUGGGAACCGCAGGCGGUCAAGCUGCAAAGCAUCAAGACGGCGGUUGAAAGUGCGUGUUUGCUGCUGCGAGUGGACGAUAUCUGCGGAGCGAAGAGCGCGAAGCAGGUCGGCGGGAGUGGAUUGGCAGGGGGUGCUGGAGGGGAAGAGUAGAGCCAGACAAAAUGCAAGCAAAGGAGAAUGGAAGAACGAGCAAAAGGAACCGACCUCGCGGUCCCUCUCCACGCGACUGGGGCUUACGAUGUGAAAUGAACAAGAGCACACGGAUGAGAUGAAGAUGAUAUGGCUCGAAGGCCUGGAUAUGACGAGGGCAGCCCUGACGGCCCAAACACAGGAAUCGUGGUCAUACAUCUAUACAGCCAUAGAGUCCCUGGUAUGUGGAAUGUAUUGUCCCGUCCUGAUGUCUACAAGAUUGAUCAGCGCAGAGGCGUCCAGGUCCUGCAAGUCAACGCAUCAGUCUCUGGCUAGGCUUCCUUUACCAUCUCCUGUCCUCUCCUCUCCUCUCCUGAUCGCUCUUCUUCGCGCGAGACUAACUACUAUCACAACAAGAGCUCCCGGUUUCUUUCCC
Molecule: messenger RNA, 2275 nt
Organism: Cladophialophora immunda
Lineage: Eukaryota; Fungi; Ascomycota; Eurotiomycetes; Chaetothyriales; Herpotrichiellaceae
Product: T-complex protein 1 subunit gamma
Exons: 4
Coding region: 169-1860 (563 amino acids)
Biological process (GO): protein folding
Cellular component (GO): chaperonin-containing T-complex
Molecular function (GO): ATP-dependent protein folding chaperone; ATP hydrolysis activity; ATP binding
Source: RefSeq, a predicted model, not a curated record